GGGCGGAUACUCGCCACUCGAGACGGCGCAACAGGCCGAUGAGAAAGACGAAGUGCACCGCUUUGUGCCCCUGCUCUUGCUCGCGGCGCAUCGGGAUGCAAACGCGCCAGAGCUUUUUUGCGUCUCCUGCAGUAGCUGGCACCCGGUCGAGGCCGACUGUUCGUGUGGGUAUCAGGCCUCGACACACGACCGCGUGGUGGCUGUGCUGCGAUGCUUGAUGCGGCUGCACCAUCGCGGCCACGUGGUCAACUGGGCGCGGACGUGCACCACCUGUCGCAAGGAAACCAUGGUGCUCGUCGACACCGUCUGCCCCGAAUGCUCGUGCCCGCAACCGAGCACGAACGAAGUCAAAACGAUGAGCUCGCGCUUGACGGUCGCGCUCAAAACGCGUUCCGCUACCACCAAGGGACGUGCGAUCCCGCACGCCAUUCAGCGCUGGCUGACCCACUCGACAACCUCUGCCGCGCCGUCGCAGGAGCCGCUGCGGUUGUAUCUACCCCAACAGCUCUGGACGGGCCGCGACAACAACGACGCGCGCCGAACAAGAUCGUCUCAGACACUGGGCGAGUUUUUACCGUGGGUAGCUGGCGGCUGCAUCGGCAACGCCGCCCUCGCCCGCGCAAAGUACGCAGCGUCGGCCCAACCCGUGUUUGAGGUGCCCGGCACCGAUUUGCCCGAGCCUGGCGUUCCGUUCGAGUUGCACGGCCGGGUCGUCACGCACCGUCACGUGGGCGACGACGACGAUCUCGAAGCCAUUGCGAGAUGCACGUCCCCGUUUCUCGUGACGGUCGUGGCCACUGCAGCGCCCAAGAGCAUGCUUGUCGAGUUUUUGGUGAGCAAAAGUCUCCGAUGUGUGCUCGAGGAUACGUCCGUGCGUGCGACGUGGCCAGCCGAUCCUACACUGAAGGUCAUGAUUCUCUACACCGUGGCCAACGCCCUCGUGGACCUCCACACGCACGGCAUCGUCCAUGGCCACCUCUCGAGCUACGACGUGAUUUGGAGCUCCACCGAGUUCGUUCAAGUCGACGUCCCCGGCAUCGUUGGCCUCGAUCAAGCGCGUCUGGCGUGGGUGGCCCCCGAGGUGCUUGCAGGCGACUCGCCACCGUCGUUUGCGUCCGACAUGUACGCCUUUGGCGUCCUCAUGACUGAGCUCGACACGUUUUCGCUGCCAUUUGAAGGCUACGGUUUGGACGAUCGAGUCGCUAUAACGACGGCUGUUGUCGACGGCGGUCUGCGUCCAACGCUAGGCGACGACUGCGAAGACUGGUACCGCACACUGGUCGACCGCUGCUUGCACAUGGACCCGAGUUUGCGCCCGACGGCGUCCGAUGUCGCCAACUUUUUGCAAGCGUUCGUCAACGAUACCGCGACGGAGUGAUCCAGAAAAGGCACGAGACCAAUGUAAUAGAUGCGAUGCGUAUCUUAUGCUUUGG
Saprolegnia parasitica CBS 223.65 is the source of this 1433-nucleotide messenger RNA. RefSeq names its product serine/threonine protein kinase. Bases 218 to 1378 code for a protein of 386 amino acids. The transcript is spliced from 6 exons. Lineage: Eukaryota; Oomycota; Saprolegniomycetes; Saprolegniales; Saprolegniaceae. Gene Ontology annotation, molecular function: protein kinase activity; ATP binding. The record is from RefSeq and is a predicted model, not a curated record. Gene Ontology annotation, biological process: protein phosphorylation.